This is a messenger RNA of Linum trigynum, 1995 nucleotides long. The record is from the annotation of a GenBank genome assembly. NCBI's taxonomy places the organism in Eukaryota, Viridiplantae, Streptophyta, Magnoliopsida, Malpighiales, Linaceae.
CGUCGUUUCGUUGACUCCUUCAUCCGCAAGUCAUGGUUGCCCGACCUCCACGUCACCGGUUUUAACCGUUUACUGUGUAUAUUUGUCACCGGUUAUUAAACUCCCUCCCUCUCUGCGCGCCUUUCUCACACUGUCACUGGCUGGACUGAUCUGGAGACACUUUCGAUCAUUUUUUUUUUUCAGUUGCGCUAAGGAGAAAGCUGCCCACAAACCCUAGAUUUGGCCGGGUGAGUUUUAACACUUCACUUCACUCUACUCCUUCUCUGUUUGGUUUCCUGAGGUCAAAGGUGCGAACUUUGUCUACUUUGGAUCUUGGGUUUCCAGCUUUGGCUUUACGAAUUUGACUCAAAGAGCUGUGGGAAGGAAUGAGCAUAUGAGCAUCUGUGAUGGGUCGAUUCUUGUUAUAGCUGACGCCUUGGAACUUGCUUUUUUUAGGUUAAUAGAUACGCUUUUCCCCCCUCAGUUAGGUAGUUGCUUUUGUUGAUUGCUCACACGACUAAAACGAUCUUUCAGUGGAUUGUUCGUAGUUGUUGGCCUUCACUUGGUUGUGUGUUCUUCGCUUCUAUUCUUUCAUGACCAAAAAAGAAAUCAUCGAGAAUCGAGCUUUAGGGUAUGCAUAUUGUGUAUAUGCUCUUGAUUCUGCUGUUUUUUUAUGAAUUCCUUUGGUUCAAUUUUAUGAACCACAGUUUGCAAGGCCGGUGGAUCUUGCCUGUAAUGUGACAUGACUAAGAAUGGAGAAGUGCGAGGGCAGAAAGGCGGGAACUGUUGGAGUUGGAGAGUGUGCCGGGUUCGAGGUGUAGUGAAACGGAAGAGGAUUAAGCAGGAUGAAGCGAGAAUUAGAGGCUUGGAAACGGAGAUUGAAAUGAGAAAGAAUGAGUAUGAAGAACUUCAGGAGAAGUAUGAGGCGCUAGAGCUUGCCCUGGAAUGUGAAAGGAAGAAGAAGGGUAUGGUGCUGGAGGUUGAAGGUUUGAGACGAAUGUCCCAUGAAUUGAGCUCUAAAGUGGGAAAAGAUGGACUGAAUCUUAAGAUCAGGUUAGAUGACUUGCAGGUGGAUCCACGGCCAGCUUCUGGAGCUACUUCUGACUUAUUGGCAACACCAGUUAACAAUGUUCCAAGCCAGGGCAGAUCCUGUUUUGGAGGACCGAAAUCCAGAGGCAUUGUAAGUCGUACAAGUGCUAGAAGACUGUCGUAUGCUGAAGAAGAAAGAGAUCACGUUAUAAAAUUUGCUCCAUCAACUCCUGGCUACCCCAAAUUUUCUUUUCCUGGUUUAAAGAUCAGCAGUUCAGCAAGAAGUACAGGCACUGAGGAGGAUAUCCGUCAGUUUGAUGUUAGAACAACCUCCCCCCUUAAGUGCAUUGGCACCCCAAAAGGGAAGAUUGCAUCAAAAUUGGAUUGGUCGUUCAAUUGGAAGCUACGUGGCGACAUGCUUGCAGCCUUUAAGGAACCCGAUCUGUGUAUGAUGGCGGUCUGUGUUCUUUACCGACAGCAAACAUCUUAUGAACGAAUGUUCAAGGUAACACGCGAUGCCAAUGGGAGAGGGUUUAGCCAAGAUGAUGCUCGCAGGGGAUCCGAGAUCUCAGACUUUCUCACGGAUGGGGAUCUCCUUGGUGAUAUGAACAAGUCUGUGGAAGAAUUACAAGCACGAUUUCCAGAUCCUGAUGACGGUCUUCAAGCGUGCAGAGAAAUGGCUACUAUUUAUAAUAAGCAACUGUUCGAGAUCUACGAGAACAAAGAGGACCAUUUCUGGCAAGCCGUGCAUAACAAGUGAAGCAAAGUGCAGAGAACAAGAUUUGCCUUUUUAGUGAUUGCAGGCCAUGAACUCUGGGAAGCCUAGCUUUCUGAAAAGGAAGAUCAGUGCACUUAUUUUGUAUGUAAAUCGUCUAACCACCAGUCUAGCUAAGUUACUAUCCGGCACUCCUAGUUUUUUGCCUUGUGUGCCAAGCAAUGUAUAACUCUUCUCCGGUAGGAAACUCUGAAUCAACUAAUGGAAUGUAU